AUGAAGCGCUUGCCAACUGAAGUCCUCGAGAUGAUCGGGACCUUCGUAGAUGACAAGCCCACGCAAAGGGCUUUGACUAAAAGCUCUGUCGAAUUCCACACGCUGUUUACACCACGUCUCUAUUCCUCUAUCAUCCUACCAAGCAUCUGGACACCCGUUCAGUUUGAUCUUAUUCGACGACUGUGCUCUUCGCCUGAGUUGGCGAGUCUUGUUCAUGACUUUGCUUUUAGGAUUCGGGGGUGCGACGACUACGGCGAGGAUGAACUCCCCCCAAGGCGCAAAGAGUAUAAGCCCUUCAUUGAUGAACUUGUGGCUGCAUUAUGUGAACUGGGAUGUGAUGAAUGGGUCGCGCUUGAGAACUACGAUUUUUCGGAUCCGGCAGAGACGUACCUAGCAAGAAUCUGGAGAUCAGCAGCAUUUCGUCCACAACCACCAGUUAACGCUGCUCCAUUUCAACGUCUCAAAGACAUCUUUCUCUUCCAAAACCGCCGGCAGAUCUCAGCACAAACACCGCUUACUUCACAGCAUAUACUGUAUUCGCUCUGUUUUCCAGCUCUCAACCAUGUCAGUGUGUGCGGACAUUUUGACUAUUGGGAUUAUGAACAAGAUCUUGAAAAGUGCCUGCUUUACGACAAGUUCAUGAUUACAAAUUGUCCAGUCAAAGAGGUUACUAUUUGGCCGUCAGAAUACUGCAACGGAAUCAUUCAAUGGUGCAGAGCAUCGACUAAUCUCGAGCGUCUUAAUCUUGUGAUAAGUCAGGUGGAGCGUGAACCGCCUGAGAUAACAGUCACCGACUAUUCACGCCAAGGGCUCCUAAUGGUCAAGGAUACCCUAAAGUCUCUUUCUAUUCAAUGGGAUGACAGAUUACAGCAAGGAUUUAGAGAAAGAGGGCCCAAUUCCCAUCGUCUCAAGAUGAGCAUUUUCCGAUUGUCGUCACUCAUGGAACUGGGUGCUCUGGAGCAUCUCAUUAUACCACAUUUAAAUCUUAGUGGGUUUCCAGACUAA
This is a messenger RNA of Aspergillus tubingensis, 1005 nucleotides long. RefSeq names its product oxidoreductase, 2OG-Fe(II) oxygenase family. NCBI's taxonomy places the organism in Eukaryota, Fungi, Ascomycota, Eurotiomycetes, Eurotiales, Aspergillaceae. The transcript is spliced from 2 exons. Bases 1 to 1005 code for a protein of 334 amino acids. The record is from RefSeq and is a predicted model, not a curated record.